Molecule: messenger RNA, 1489 nt
Organism: Fulmarus glacialis (Northern fulmar)
Lineage: Eukaryota; Metazoa; Chordata; Aves; Procellariiformes; Procellariidae
Gene: SLC37A2
Product: solute carrier family 37 (glucose-6-phosphate transporter), member 2
Exons: 17
Biological process (GO): phosphate ion transmembrane transport; glucose-6-phosphate transport
Cellular component (GO): endoplasmic reticulum membrane
Molecular function (GO): glucose 6-phosphate:phosphate antiporter activity
Source: RefSeq, a predicted model, not a curated record
GUAUCGGGGGCUGACGCUGGUGCUGACCUUCCUCUGCUACACCAGCUACCACCUCUCCCGAAAACCCAUCAGCAUCGUCAAGAGCCAGCUGCACCCCAAUUGCUCGGCCCUGAACCCGAACCCCAGCAACGACUCCAACAGCAGCACGUGGUGCAGCUGGGCACCCUUCGAUGGGGACAACUACAAGGAGCUUUUCGGGGCGCUGGAUAAUGCCUUCCUGGUGGCCUACGCCAUCGGGAUGUUUAUCAGCGGCAUUUUCGGGGAGCGCCUCCCCCUGCGCUACUACCUGUCAGGGGGGAUGGUGCUAAGUGGGAUCUUCACCGCGCUCUUCGGCCUCGGCUACUUCUGGAACAUCCACGUCCUCUGGUACUUCAUCGUUGUGCAGGGCUGCAAUGGGCUGGUGCAGACGACCGGCUGGCCCUCCGUCGUGGCAUGUGUUGGGAACUGGUUCGGGAAAGGAAAGAGAGGUUUGAUCAUGGGCAUCUGGAACUCGCACACUUCUGUGGGCAACAUCUUAGGGUCGCUCAUCGCCGGCGUCUGGGUUUCCUCAUCCUGGGGUCUGUCCUUCAUCGUGCCUGGCAUCAUCAUCACCGCCAUGGGCAUCAUCUGCUUCUUCUUCCUCGUGGAGUAUCCCGAGGACGUCGGCUGCAGUCCACCUCUGCAUCACAAGGAUUCCGAAGCAGUCACCUCCAAUGAGGGGCCGCUGAGCAUCACAGGCCAGAGCAGCAUGGACCGCUCCAACAGCCCCACGGAGCCAGCCGAGGAGCCCGAAGCCAUCAGCUUCCUCGGGGCGCUCCGGAUACCCGGCGUGGUGGAGUUCUCCCUUUGCCUGCUCUUCGCCAAGCUGGUGAGCUACACCUUCCUCUACUGGCUGGCCCUCUCUAUCAUCGUGAACGUCGCUCAUUUCGGUGCCAAGGAAGCCGGGGACCUGUCAACCCUCUUUGACGUUGGAGGCAUUUUAGGGGGGAUCUUUGCCGGCCUCAUCUCCGACUACACCGGCGGCAGAGCCACCACGUGCUGCGUGAUGCUGGUCGUCGCCGCUCCCAUGCUGUUCCUGUAUAACCAUGUUGGCCAGAACAGCAUCGGCACAUCAAUAGCGAUGCUGAUUGUCUGUGGCGCUCUGGUUAACGGGCCCUAUGCUCUCAUCACGACAGCAGUUUCGGCAGAUUUGGGAACCCAUGAGUCUCUCAAAGGAAACGCCAAAGCCCUUUCUACUGUCACAGCCAUCAUUGACGGCACAGGAUCCAUAGGUGCUGCACUAGGGCCACUGCUCGCAGGGCUCAUCUCCCCCACGGGCUGGAAUAAUGUCUUCUACAUCUACAUGUUGAUAGCAGCUGACGUCUUGGCUUGCCUGCUCCUUGCUCGCGUGGUGGUCAAAGAGGUCCAUGGGGGGGGCGGCCACAAAGAGGUCCGUGGGUGGUGCGGCCACAUAGUGAGGAAGAGAGGCUCUAGCGUGCAGCUAACAGAGUCAGUGCUGGAUGGGAAGUAG